Molecule: messenger RNA, 1419 nt
Organism: Adineta steineri
Lineage: Eukaryota; Metazoa; Rotifera; Eurotatoria; Adinetida; Adinetidae
Source: the annotation of a GenBank genome assembly
AUGACACAUUUUGAAGAUCUUUCCAAUGAAAUUCUCUUGGAGAUAUUUGAUUAUGUAGAUGAAACAAUAUCAAAUCUUGAAGAAUGUUGUGAAACUGUUAUUAUUCCAAAUCAACAUCAUAUUCUUUCGCUUGAUAUAAAAGAUGAUAUCUUCGUCAAUAAUUUUUUCAAAUAUUGUAUUGUUAAUGCAUCAUUUUAUAAUCUUCAAUCAGUUAUUUUACGUGAUAUUCUUAUCGAAUUAGCUGUAGAUCCUCUUUUGCAUCUAAAAUCAUUACCAAAUCUCUUAUCAUUAACUCUAAUAUGUCAUCUAUUAUUCCCUAAAGAUAUUCGUGAUAUUUACCGAUUGAUUUUCUCUUUUCCAACCUUAAAAUACAAUAAAAUAUCAUUAGAAGAAUUGAAUUAUGAAUAUGAUGAUAUCAAUGAGACAAAUAUUUCACUACCUGCUGGUAUACUACAUCAACAAUUUAGUACGAUUGAAUAUUUCGUUAUCAAUCAUGAAUGUACAUUUGAUGAAUUAAUAUUUAUAAUUUGUCAUACACCUCAAUUACGCCAUCUUAUUUGUGGUAAUUUACUUAAAACAGAUCAGAAUGUUGAAGAUGAACAGAUUCCAACAUUAUCUUAUUUAAAACAUAUACGUAUUGAUUGUUGUUAUCUAGAUUUUAAUGAUUUUGAAAGAUUUAUCAAGAAAGUUUCUCCUCAAUUGCAACGAUUACAUAUUAAACCAAAUUUUAACAAAGCGUAUCUUGAUGCUGAUCGAUGGGAACGAUUGAUAACGAAUUAUAUUCCACAUUUAAAUACAUUGAUUUAUAAUUGCUAUCAACAUAAUUUUAUCAUUUAUGAAGAUCGAUCUCUUCAUUUAAUUAUUAAUCAAUUUAGUUCACCAUUUUGGGUUAAUAAAGGAUGGAUAUUUGAAAUUUUUAUUGAUUGUAGAAUCAUUCAUUUCUCCAUUCAUUCGUCAAAGAAAACAUGUUUUGAUUUUGAUGAAAAAAAAGAAACUAUAAUGACACAUCCAAAAUCAAAUAAUCUAGCCAUUCAACUUAUGAUCCAUAGUUUUACUUCCAAUCCGAAACGAAAUCAAUCAUUGAUUGAUAAUUACAAAUUCAUGUUUGAUUCAAUUAAAUUUAUUCAUUUAACUAUCAAUUGUGCGACGAUUUCUUCUGAUAUGUUUAUUCAAAUUAUCGAAAUGUUACCUCAUCUUGUUUCAUUACAUAUAUUAUCGAUACCAAUCAUUCAAAAUAAUGCUGAUAUUCUUCAUCGGGUAUCACUCAAAAAUAAAAUAACAAAAGUUAAACUCGAAAAAAUUACUGAAAUCGAACAAAAUUCUAAAAAAGAAUUACAAAACCUGAUUGAUACUGACUAUUUAUUAGAUAAUUAUAUAAUGAAACUCGUCGGUCAUAAUAUUAUUUUACAAUUCUAUUAA